UUUUUCUUGGUGACGUUGUGUCAUAUGAUAAUACAUGGCAGCAUUGAUUGUCGAUAUUGUUUCAUAAAUUAUGGCGAUUUAUGCGAGACUGUAGUGGAGCAAAGAUAGCAGCAUCAGGCUGUCCACUGAAUCCUUAGAGAAAGUUACACUUAUUGGUAGACCUGUAAAGGAGAAGAAACUUGGACCAGACUGAGUGAGACGGACACAACUGUUAAAGAUGGGGUCCAUGUUCCGUAGUGAGGAAAUGACGCUAUGUCAACUGUUCCUCCAGUCCGAGGCUUCGUAUGCGUGUGUGUCGGAGCUUGGUGAGCUGGGACUAGUCCAGUUCAGAGAUUUGAAUCCAGAUGUAAAUGCUUUUCAACGAAAGUUUGUGAAUGAAGUAAGACGCUGUGAUGAAAUGGAAAGGAAGCUUAGAUUUUUGGAGAAAGAAAUUAAGAAAGACGGUAUUCCAAUGUUGGAUACGGGUGAUAAUCCAGAUGCCCCUGCACCACGAGAGAUGAUCGACUUAGAGGCUACCUUUGAGAAGUUGGAGAAUGAAAUGAAAGAAGUCAAUGCUAACUCAGAGGCCCUGAAGCGGAAUUUUUUAGAACUCACUGAACUCAAGCACAUCCUUCGCAAAACACAGACGUUCUUUGAUGAGGCUGAACUUCAUCACUCUCAGGCCUUACAUGACCCAGCUCUCACCGAGGAGAACCUGGGCCUUCUGGGGGAGGAGGCCCAGCGUACCGGACAAGCUCUCCGGCUAGGGUUUGUGGCGGGCGUUAUUCUGCGAGAGAGGAUUCCAGCAUUUGAGCGUAUGUUGUGGAGGGUGUGUCGAGGAAAUGUGUUCCUACGACAGGCUGAAAUUGACAACCCUUUGGAGGAUCCCGUCACGGGCGACCAAGUAGACAAAUCUGUCUUCAUUAUUUUCUUCCAAGGGGAGCAACUGAAAUCUCGAGUAAAGAAGAUCUGCGAAGGAUUCCGAGCCACUUUAUACCCAUGUCCAGAAACACCAGCUGAAAGAAGGGAAAUGGCCAUUGGUGUGAUGACCCGUAUUGAAGAUCUGAAUACUGUUUUAAGUCAGACCCAGGACCACAGACAUCGGGUGCUGGUUGCUGCGGCACGUAACAUAAAGGUGUGGUUCAUCAAGGUUAGAAAGAUCAAAGCUAUCUACCACACCCUCAACAUGUUCAACCUGGACGUCACCCAAAAAUGUCUUAUUGCCGAGUGUUGGUGUCCAGUUGGUGAUCUUGACCGCAUUCAGCAGGCACUAAGGAGGGGCACGGAGAGAAGUGGCAGCUCUGUACCGUCUAUUCUCAACCGUAUGAUGACCAAGCAGGUCCCUCCCACUUACAACCGCACCAACAAAUUCACGCAGGCGUUCCAGAACAUUGUCGAUGCCUAUGGCGUGGCAAGCUACAGAGAAGUGAACCCAGCCCUGUAUACCAUCAUCUCCUUCCCGUUUCUCUUCGCUGUCAUGUUCGGUGACACUGGACACGGUAUCAUCAUGUUCCUGUUUGCGCUGGCCCUCGUGUUGAAGGAAAAACAGAUCCAGGCAAAGAAAAUUGAUAAUGAGAUCUUCGAGAUAUUCUUCAGUGGUAGAUAUGUAAUCCUGUUGAUGGGGGCGUUCUCUCUCUACACCGGCCUCCUCUACAAUGACUUCUACUCCAAAUCUGUCAACAUAUUUGGCUCUGGCUGGUACCCUAUAGACCCUCAAACCAAUAAUACAUAUACAUUGAAGACGUUAAAUGGAUCAGAGAAUCUUGUUCUCGAUGUCCGGACUAGCUAUGUCAACGGACCAUACCCAUUUGGUCUCGACCCGGUUUGGUCCACAUCAAAGAACAAGAUCACAGUGACCAACUCCAUUAAGAUGAAGUUAUCCGUGAUCCUCGGGGUAACUCAGAUGUUUUUUGGGGUCAGUCUCAGCUUCGUCAACAGCAGAUAUUUUAACAAACCGUUGAACAUUUACUGCGAGUUCAUUCCUCAAGUGAUCUUCCUCUUCUGCAUGUUUGGAUACCUCAUCAUUUUAAUCUUUGUUAAAUGGACGACCUUCACGUACAAGGACACUGGCAACGCUCCUAAUCUACUUAUAGGUUUGAUAAACAUGGUUCUGUUUUCCUAUGAUGACAAUGCCCAGCCCAGUGUUCGCACAUUUUAUGCAGGCCAGAAAGGAUUCCAGAUCUUCCUCGUAUUACUAGCCCUGGCCUGUGUACCGUGGAUGUGGUUCGCUAAGCCCUUCCUGCUACGACACUGGCACAGAUAUGGACAGUCCGGUACAUGUGGUAGGUCAACGUACCAGAGCGUUCCUCUGGGCGAUGAGGAGGAAGAGGAGGUCAUCUAUCACACUGACAACCCAGACAAGGCCAGUAAGGAUGAGGAGGAGGAGGAAUUUAACUUCGAGGAGAUCUUCGUCCACCAAUCUAUACAUACCAUUGAAUACUGUUUGGGCUGUAUAUCACACACAGCCUCGUACCUCCGACUUUGGGCUCUCAGUUUGGCCCAUGCUCAGCUGUCCGAGGUCCUCUGGAAGAUGGUAUUACACAUUGGCCUGGCCAUGGAUGCUGGAAUCAUGGGUGCUUUCCUCAUUGUGCCCCUGUUUGCGUUUUGGGCCACGCUGACUGUUGUUGUAUUAGUAGUUAUGGAGGGACUAUCAGCAUUUCUCCAUGCUCUCCGUCUCCACUGGGUGGAGUUCCAGUCCAAGUUUUACUCUGGAGAAGGAUACAAGUUCCAGCCUUUCUCCUUCGAAAAUAUGAUGGAGUAUGCCAUUGAAGAUUAACAUGCAACGUUGACAUUCGUAGUUAAAGACAUUAGAGGAUACAAUGUCAGUCGAUGUUAUUUAUUAAUACCAAUCAUCACACAGCUUCAGAGCCUGUCAUAAUACGAGAGAAAUUUACUAAUUAUGAGCUGUUGGAUAAACUUGAGAGAUCAUGCCAAGUUUACUUGAGAUUUUAUUCUCAGGCAAGAAAACAGAAAUAAUAUUUCUCAUGACAAAAUCUGUAAACAUGAUAUAAAAUCUUUUCUUAUGACAAAAUCUAUCUAAACACGACAUACCUAAGGUAAAAAUUAACUGUUUAUCAUUUAUGUAUAGGUACUAUGUACUACAUUAUACAGAUUUAUUAAAGUCAAUCUGGCAUAUUCCAACCAGCUUACACAAAUCUGUAGUAAUACCUCGGUACUUCAUAAUUAAGGAACGGAAAUAGAAAAAAAUUAUUUUUUCCAACCAAUAUAUACAAAUCUGUAGUAAUACCUCGGUACUUGAUAAUUAAGGGACGGAAAUAGAAAAAUAAAAUAAUUUUUCAAUCAAUAUAUACAAAUCUGUAGAAAUACCCCAGUACUUGAAAAUUGUUGGAAGGAAAUAGAAAAGAAUAUGCCUCCCCUUUUGUGUGCACAUUUAGAUUUAAAAUGGUAUGACUUUUCCUGAAUAUUUUUCAGACAUUAAAUGAUCUCUUCAAGACAGUUUACUUUUCCACAGUGCUGUCAAUACCUAGUGCUGAUCUGCCCUAGUAAACGGAGGUCACAUUAUUCUCACUCUGUUUGAUGAAAAAAUAUCCCUUAACGGAAGAAUAUUCGCAAAUCAUUUUGACUUCUCAAGAAAUCCUGUACUGACAAAAGCUGGUGACGGAUUUGUUUGUCUGCUGUUGUGUGAUCCGAGGCGUUAUAUAGAUGGUAACACAGAUAUAAAUUUGUUUUUUUAUUUAAAUAGAGAAUAUCGUUUGUGCUGUUCUGAGAGUGCUUCAUGUGAAUUAUUUUUGAUAUUUAUUAAGGUAAAAAAUGUUGUGGAUAAAUUUACCAAUGAACUGAUGUCGACACAAAGUACAAUCGAGGGUUCAAUGAUGGAGAUUUUAAUGGUGAUGAAUUAGGGAAAUAUGAUAAUUGUCAUACAUUGUACAUGCCAUUAUUGGGCUACAAAAUGAGGUUUGUGUGAAAAUGUAAGACUGAAUUCUAACAAUACCUAAAAAAAAUGUGAAAAUUUGUGACACAAUUGUACUACUAAUGAUCCGGUAUUGUUGUUUUGAAUGUUUUGAGUUUUUGUGUGUGUGUGUUUUUACGGUAUUUAAGUUUUAGUAUGUGGUAUGUUUGAGGUUAUUACUGGUAUUACUCGGUGUAUUUAUUGGUUAUUAACACUAUGGAUGUGUUUUUGUACUUGUAUAAUUCAGUGAUAUGAAUCUCACUUACUUGUUCACUGAUUUUAUCUUAAGUCAGAAAUGUCCCUCUCACAGGUACUGUCUGUCAUUGUAUACCUCCUAGAUACAUUGUCUACCCUACCCCCCAAGACAUUGUCUGUCACUGUUAACCUCCCAAAGACAUUGUCACUGUAAAUCUGCCGCAUUGUCCCUACCUCCUAGCCUGAUCAUCAUUUCAAAUCUAAUAAGUGAGAAAAAAAUUCAUAAUACCUACUGUCAACAAAGAGGAUUGGUGAGGUUGUUUCACUUGGAAAACUUCCGAUGACUUUCUGUGUACUUCUUCUUAAUAACCAUGAGGCCAAGAAUCAAGAUAUUCAAGAUCACAAGAGUCAAGGUCACUGUGUUAAAAACAUGUAAUGUAAGCCUCUCAAAAAAGAUCCAACAAGGAUCCAUAAAAUAUAGAGAAAUGUUAGCUAGAGUUUGAGUGUUACUAUUGAAGUUCGCUUAAGGAUGUUCGACUUGACCCAGUUCAAAGUUCACAAAGCGAUUUAUGUUGGCCCAUUGGGCAUCUUGUUAUAAAAUAAGUACUUACUACAUUAUUUUACUUAAUCAGAAUGAAAUCACAGUUAUUCAUGAAAACAUAGUUUUAUUGAUAUUUACUUCAUAUUUAAUACAUGUAUAUAAUAUUACGAGUAUGACGAUGUUUAGACUCUACAGGUAGGGUAUAGUUGGUCAUCACACCCUUGAUUACAGGUGGUGGAAAUAUUCCAUCUAGAGGCAAAGGAAAACUCAUUUCCAGACUGAUGUUUCACCACAUUUACAUACCACCCGUUCACCAAACUUCACCUAUUGUUACAUCUAUCUGUAAAUGUUGUCAUCUGCUGAAACUAGGUCACAGUGACCUAAAUUUCCUCAUUUCAUUAAUACUGCGGUUUAGUUUCCAGCCACAGUUUCAAUGCAUUUCCAUAAAGUUUUAUAACCUUUAUGUUUUGUGAACAUGUAUUUUGUUUCAUAUUAAACUAGAAUCUUGUGAACACUUUCUCUAUACUCAUUAAGUAUUCAAUGAGAAUUAACAUUUUCUACAAUUUAAGACAUAUCAUUAAUGUAGAUUACAUAUUUAAUAGUUACGCCUCUUUAACCUUGUAAGUUUUAUGUAACAGUGUACCUCAGAAGAAAAGAUUCUCCGUGUAAAUUUUGGCUGUGAUCUCCUUACAUUUGGGACCUAUACAUUGUCAUUGAGGAAUUCUGAAGGAACUUGUUUAUAUGUGAGACAAAAAAAUGAAGCAACCAAAAUUUCUAUCUGUUCGGCUUUGUUCAUUGUUACAUCUAUUUGCACAGGGACUCUAAUUCCCAAGCCAUUCUAUAUAUGUAUAGUAUGAUAUAUAAUAUAUGAAGGUAAACAUGUAUUGAGGCUGGGUUGGAAAUUUGUGCGAAGUCCCUGUGUCUAUCUCUAUUUCAUUUCUGUUUACCAGGAAAUGUUUGCCUCUGGAAACUUAAGGCCUCAAACAGAACAAUACUUCUUAGACCCAUUUUAAGAUUUGUCCAGAUCAUUGGGUAAAAAUGGUGAAAGUUAUACUGUGGAAAAGUUUAUAGUGCAUGGUAUACACCUAGCAUAUUAAUAUUGGCUACUUGUAAGGUGGGCUUCACAAAAAUGUCUUUUUCUUUUAACAGAACGGUGUAAUGUAAAAUGGCAGGGGUGAGAUUAUAAUAUGGUUUAUGUAGAUCAGUUAACAUUCCACAGUAGUGAGAUGUUAUAACUCCAAACAAUAGUGCUGGGGAGGAAAACUUGUUUAUAAAAUGCUUUAUUCCUUUUAAAAGCUUUAAUCACAUCAUGUAUAAUGUACCAGGUUUUCCUCAAAAACAUUACAGAACAUGUUUCUCAACUUAAUUAAACGUACAUUCUUUGUAAAAAUUCUUACAGAAGUUUUUGAAGAAAACAAGUAAUAUUUUUAGCUGAUGUCAUAGUGUGGCUUCCAUUGUCUAUUAAGUAGCGACUACUUUCUUUAAGAGAGAUUGAGUUAUUAUAUUGGGCCAGCAACUUACUGGGAUGAAGUCCAACAAAGUUUGUAAAAGAAAAUCAUUUUGAAGUCAUCAUCAAAUUUCACACAUGAAUAUUUAUUGCCUCAUUCCUACUUUCACUGACUUCUAUUUGACUUGCUGAUGUCCAGCUUGACCAGGUAAUACUUGCCUAUAAAUAGUCCAGUCAACAGAAACCACCUUUACUUACAUUGAAUUUGGAGUACUAGCAACAAGCUAGCUGUUAAAAAUGCUUUAAAGAAAGCAUUGCCUACCAGAUGAGCAAUACAGGCCUAUUGGGCCUUUUGUUACAUAAUAUCUGUAAAUUCAUCAGUUUAAAACACUUUCUCUGGGAAAGUACACUUUUCAAUGUGAUGUUCAAUGUUUAUGACAAUGUCUGUUUGUUUUUUGUUGUUUUUAGACCCGGUAUUGGACAAGUUUUUUCCUAUGAGAAUUUGGGGUCAUAUAUAUUGUCCUCAGCAUUAGAGAUAUCAUUGAGUUUUGUUUUUUGUUAAGUGCUGUUCCUAUGGAUGGUGUAUUAUGUGAUGGAUAUUAAAUGCUUUCAAUGGCAAUGAAA
Molecule: messenger RNA, 6696 nt
Organism: Pecten maximus
Lineage: Eukaryota; Metazoa; Mollusca; Bivalvia; Pectinida; Pectinidae
Product: V-type proton ATPase 116 kDa subunit a-like
Exons: 22
Coding region: 218-2755 (845 amino acids)
Biological process (GO): vacuolar acidification; proton transmembrane transport
Cellular component (GO): plasma membrane; vacuolar proton-transporting V-type ATPase complex; vacuolar proton-transporting V-type ATPase, V0 domain
Molecular function (GO): proton-transporting ATPase activity, rotational mechanism; ATPase binding
Source: RefSeq, a predicted model, not a curated record